GACCGUAGGCGGUGUCACCGCGGCAGAGGCGGAUGGGCGCGAACCGCCCCCGAAGGCUCUCCGCGCUGUGAGCGUUUCGCUGCCGCUCCUCUCACGUUUCCCGGCCGGCCGUCGGUGGAGCAGAAAACUCCCUCAGAGCGAGCCGUUACAGAGCGCGUUACGAAGCAGCGUCCCUUAUGUGUUCUGGGAGAACGCACCCCAAUGGGACACGGCCAACGCAGUUCUUUUUUAACGUUCUUUAUUGCUACAGCAGAAACAUGGACAGCCACAGCUGAUGGAAGCAGCGGUUGUGCAGGAGUGGGACGUGGUUCCCGACCGCAGGGAGACUGCUACCGUCCCCUGUAGGAUGGGGGCGGUGGCGGUGGCGGUGGCGGUGCCCGGCGGGGCUGGGGGCUUCUGGGCCUUGGGGGCCGCGGCGGGGGCAGCCGAGACGGGGCACUCUUGGGCCUGGGGGGCGGCGAUGUGUUGGGGCUCCGCAGCCCCCGUGCAGGACGUCCUGACACACGUGGAGGCCGCUGGUGCCAAGUCUGUCUGUCCGCAUAAACGGCUCCUUCAUAGGCAGCACACUGAGCUUUGGCAGCCCGGUGCACAGACAGAAAUAUACCCACCAGGCACUUCAUUCUCCCCCGUCAUUGCCUUGAGAACAUGAGAAAACUGCAGCGAAUCUCUUCCUCGUCCUGCUUUCCCUCUCUGUCCCGCAGGACCUGAACAGAACGUAGCAGGACACGUUUCAGACCAACCAACUAUUGAACCGAGCACUCUUUUUGCUGAAGUCCAUCCAGACAGACUACGGAAAGGGGAUGGAGAGCGGAAGAAAAGAGAACGGGAGGGGGAGCCCCAAAGGCUCUGUCCUUGCAGUGACUUCGUGCCCCCCGUGCCACUCCGUUUUGCUCACCCACCUGCUCCUGGUGCUCGCCACGGAGCAGCAGCGAACUUAUAGCAAGUUGUGGCCAUCAGGAGGAAGAGUAUGAGGCGGGCAGAGGCCAUAGCUCCCCACACUCGUCCCAUGCUGUCACCAGCAUGAUUACAGCCACAGCAAGUUGAUGACAUGGCAGGCACAGAGCAGUGCCUGUGACACCACGGGACAGCGUCACAGAGGGGCACUGUGAGCUCAGGGCAGAGGGGCUGACCCCAGCGCUCACGGAACCCCCCACUGCCACUCUCGAGCUGCCACGGCAGAGAGAAUUCCUUCAUCGCUGACGGUGCUUCCGACACCCGACGCCAUUUUAUUUGAAUCUUUGUGCCCCCACCGGCCACUGCUGCAAUGAAGACCACCAUUGGCGGAGCAGUGCCCGUAUCCUUCCAGCCCAUCCCUGCCCCCAAUGUCACCUCCAUGGUGCCUCAGGCCUCUGUCCAGCCGGGGGUACCGGGUGUGCAGGGACAGGGAGCGCAGCUGCAACCUGGGGUGAUCCCCCAGACUGUGGCUCAGCUGCCACCUGGGGCAAUGCCCUAUACUGUGGGUCAGCUGCCAUGCCAGGGGGUACCCCCAGCUGUGGGUCUGAUCCCACCUCAGGGGCUGCCCCCAACGGUGGGUCAGCUCCCACCACCUGGGGCAAUGCCCCCAGUUGUGCUUCAGCUGUCACCUGAGGCAAUGCCCGAAAGUGUGCCUCAGCUGCCACCUGGGGCAAUGCCUCAAACUGUGGGCCCGCUCCCACCUCAGGGGGUAGCCCCAAUGGUGGGUCUGAUCCCACCUCAGGGACUGCCCCCAACGGUGGGUCAGCUCCCACCUGGGGUGAUGCACCCACCUGUAGUUCAGGUGCCACCUGGGGCAUUGCCCGAAAGUGUGCUUCAGCUGCCAGCUGGGGCAAUGCCCCAAACUGUGGGUCAGCUGCCACCUCAGAGGGUACCCCCAACUGUGGGCCCUCUCCCACCUCAGGAGGUGCCCCCAACAGUGGGUCUGAUCCCACCUCAGGAGGUGCCCCCAAUUGUGGUUCAGCUCACACCUGAGGGGCUGUACACAAUUGUGGGUCAUCUGCCACCCGGGGAGAGGCAGUUACCCCUCCUCCAGCUCCUACCCGGCGGGAUGAAGCCGGGUAUGCCUCCCCCCAAUGCCCCUGCCCACUGCUGGCAACAUCCCCGGCUGGCAGGGAAGCGGCAGCGGCAGCGCCAGCAGCCGAUGGGGCUGCGGCCUGGGGCCGUGUGCCGUGGGAAGCCCCCGCAGACCGCAGGCAGCUGCCCGCUGCAGGCCCCCGGCCGCCCCGGCCCCUCCACAGUCCUCCGAGCACCUCCAGUGCAGCUGCGGGUGCUCCCCGGGCCCUGCACCCUGCCCGCCAGCUGGGAGCAGGCGACGGGGCCCUUUGCAGAUGCCGUGGCGCACACCCAGGAGCAGCGGCACCCAGCGCCCACCAACGUGUGCCCCCAUCCCGCCACGGCUCCGCUCGGCUGCAGCAGCGCAGCGCUGGAAUCAGGAGCAGCGACAAUGAGCUCAGACGUCCCGGAGGACGUCAGCGACAUCCACUGCCUCCUGACUUGGAUCAACAACGAAGCGAUGAGUCUUCGCGAGGUCCCCCAGCCCAGCAACGACCUGCUGUGGAGGCAGCCCGAGCCGGCCGAGUGCCCAGCGCCCGCCCGCACCACCACAGGGCACGAGCAGCGCACUGGCAGCAUCCAGGCCCCAAAGAGGAAGCUGCCGCAGGGCCGGGAUGCUCCAGAAGCGAAACGCCGGCGCUAGGCGAGGCUGGGUGGGCUCAGCACAAGCGGGAGCGCCCGCAGAAACCGUGCCUGGAGCCCUGGGCUCCUCGCCGGCCCCCGCGGCACACACAGAGCAGCGGCAGUGCUCCAGGGGCACCAGCACCGGCCCCGGCCCUACCCCUCCAAACCUGGGCUGUCCACCACCACCACCGUGCACUGUGACCUCCGUUACAUCACCUUAUCUUAUGUUAUGUUAAAUUAUGUUAUGUUAUGUUAAAUUAUAUUACAUUAAAUUACAUUAAAUUAUUGAAUGGUUUGUAUUCACUUUGCUACCCCUCUGCCUGCAGUGGUUCCUGCAGCACCAAAGCCCCCCCGCACCCCAAUGCCCACCUCCAGGGAUGUUGGUGUGGUUGCAGUGAGCCGAGAGCUGCCGCUCCUGCAGCUCCUCCUGACUGAUGGUAUUCAUGACCAUCACUGCUGCCUCAGCUCCCCCUCGGUGAACACCUUCCCCCACAUCUGACCCAAA
Gallus gallus (chicken) is the source of this 3157-nucleotide messenger RNA. Its product is annotated as splicing factor 3A subunit 2-like. The transcript has 4 exons. NCBI's taxonomy places the organism in Eukaryota, Metazoa, Chordata, Aves, Galliformes, Phasianidae. Bases 1265 to 2671 code for a protein of 468 amino acids. The record is from RefSeq and is a predicted model, not a curated record.